GGGAAAUACCAGGGGGGCAGGUGUAAAAUACCCAGACACACACUCACUGUUUAUUAGGCCUGUGGGAACUGGUGGUGCCGGGGCCUAUUAUGAUUCCUAGAGAUGAGCUGCUCCAAUGGAGUCGGGAAGUCUUCGUUGGUGCAUCUGCUGUGUCAGAAUCAGGUUUUGGGGAACCCCUCGUGGACAGUUGGCUGCUCAGUGGAUGUGCGGCUCCACGAGUACAGGGAAGGGACUCCAGAGGAGAAAACCUAUUACACUGAGCUGUGGGACGUGGGUGGGUCCGUUGGCAGUGCCAGCAGUGUGAAGAGCACCAGGGCUGUGUUUUAUAAUGCAGUAAAUGGGAUCAUCCUUGUUCAUGACUUGACAAAUAAGAAAUCAUCUCAGAACCUUUAUCGCUGGUCAUUAGAAGCCCUGAACCGAGAUCUGCAGCCAAUGGGAGUGCUAGUCACUAAUGGGGACUACGACAGAGAGCAAUUUGCUGAUAAUCAGAUCCCAUUGUUGGUCAUUGGAACCAAACUGGACCAAAUUCCAGAGGCGAAGCGCAAUGAGGUCCUGACACGAACUGCCUUUCUAGCUGAGGAUUUUAAUGCUGAAGAGAUUAAUCUUGACUGUACCAACACACGAUGCCUGGCUGCUGGGUCUUCCAAUGCUGUCAAACUCAGCAGGUUUUUUGACAAGGUUAUUGAGAAAAGAUACCCACGGGAAGGAAAUCUGAUCCCUGGUUUCUCCGAUCGGAAACGCUUUGGAGGGGGGAACUUUAAGAGUCUCCACUAUGACUGAGAAGGGAUUCAUCUUGGUUGGACUGUGAGAAACUGGAACCUGGAGAUAUUAUUUUAUGAGGGCCUUGUUAGAAUGAGGAGCUAGGAUCUUUCAUCUCUUUCAUGUAGGGGGCCCCACUGAUAAACAACAUGCUUCAACCCCCAUGCUUUUGCCAUUGGUUGGUCCCAGGGUUCAUGGAGGAACUUUCCAGCUGCAGGGGAGUCCAGCGGGAGCAAGGAACUGUCAGUUCUGACUGUGUAUGAAUGGAAUCAUUUCAUGUCCUAAUGUCUUUUAAAUAAAACCAAUUCUUCGAAUCUA
Xenopus laevis (African clawed frog) is the source of this 1077-nucleotide messenger RNA. It is a transcript of the gene rabl3.S, whose product is annotated as RAB, member of RAS oncogene family-like 3 S homeolog. Lineage: Eukaryota; Metazoa; Chordata; Amphibia; Anura; Pipidae. The record is from RefSeq and is a predicted model, not a curated record. The coding region runs from base 103 to 780 and encodes 225 amino acids. Gene Ontology annotation, cellular component: Golgi apparatus; centrosome. The transcript is spliced from 8 exons. Gene Ontology annotation, molecular function: GTP binding; G protein activity; GTPase activity.